GUGUAUUCUCUUUUCUGUGAUUACCUAAGAGGAAAGCGGACGGCCGCUUCUCUAUACUAGCGUAGUCCCCAUUUUCCUCUUACAUUAGGGUAAAUAUUUUUUCAUAAUUUUAUGUAAGUAUAUUAACAAGAGCUAUACUACGUUUGACUUUUUAAAAUUAUUGUAAUAAAUAAUUAAGAGUGAUAUACAGGUUUCAUACACAUUUUUAAAUGCUCCUAAAGGCCAUUCCAGACGGAGACAAUUUUCGCCCAAUCUGAUGAAAUUUCCUGAUUAAAUCAGGUAGUGUGGACGUGAAAAUAAACUUGGCUCGGCGAUCUCACCAGAUUCAAGUUAAUUUAAUUAUAAGAUAUUGGCCGAUCAAAUUGACGACGGGGAGAUGCGGACGCAAGAAUGCCAAUUUUCAACGCUAGUACUUAUGCUCAUUUAGGGGCAUUUUUUAUAUAGGUAUUUCGAGCGCGAAUCUAACCAUAAAUCUAAAAUUGGUGAUUCAAUAGGGUACAUAUUUGACUGUAUUUAAAAUAAAUUAUUUUACACCAUGCACGAAAUAAAGUACCACAACAUUAAUAGAAAGACGUAGACAGCAGUGAUUUUUAGACACUAGUAUAAAACUAUGAAGAGUAGGUAACUUGACCGUGACGUCAUUUGCUAUGGGAGCGUGCACGACUGUCACGCAACCUAGUGUCCGCAAGUCUAGGGGAAAACGUCAAUUCACUACAUCUUAUAAAACUACUCCAAAACUAAAAACUACUGAACGGAUUUUCAUAGGACUUUCAUCUAUCAAUAGAGUGAUUUUUGAGGAAGGCUUAAGUAUAUAACUUGUUAAGAUUUUGUGUAAAUUGUUUGAAAUAUAACGAUGUUGUCGGAAAAAAUCACGCUGGCUAGGAGCUUUAAUCGAAAACGCUGCCUAAUCCGUUUGAGCUAUAACAACACAAUGUAUGGUGGGGUUGUUUCUCAUUCAUAGGUCUACAAAAAAGUCCGCGAUGUUAAAUGUCUAUCUUUUAAGGAUAACUUACUAUAUCCAUUCUUAACUUCUAGAAAAGGAUCACGUAAUAUGUGGCAUUUGCAAAGCUAUUUACAUGGAUACAUUAUUAACAAUUAUCAAAAUAAAUACGUUAGUUAUAUUAAGUAUUUCAUACAGAUUACAAUGAUCCCUUACACCAUACAAUUUAAAUGAAUAUUUUAGGAGUAAUCGUAAGUCAAAGUUUCAUUUCGAGCCAUAUCAUUGUACGAAAUGUUAAAGACGCUAUCCGCAGUUAGUUCAAAUUUUUACCACCUUAUGCGCUGGGAUCGCUUUACUUACCCCCACCAUGCACUUCGCACGGUCCCAUGUUUUGACAGUUCGAAAAAGAAACUGAUUUUAAUAUUUACUUACUUAGUCAAGUACCCUAUUGUGUGCGUGUGUGGACGCUAGAUGAGGUUGACGCCAAUUUUUUCCUGAUCAAAUUGGUCGAUUUGAUCAUCCCGCCUGGACUGACUGGCCUUAACUCUUAUAAUAAUUAAACAUUCGAGAAAAAGCAAACUAUGGUCGAUAAAAAAAAAUAGUGGUGAAAUUGUGUCAAAACAUUUUCAAAAAUGUUAAUAUCCAGAGAGGAAAAUGAGGGCUACGUUUGUAUGAAAAGGCGAUUUCGCGCGGAUCCUCUUCCACUUUCGUCUUAAGUGAUUCUGGGACAUAGGUACCUAUAUAAGAGAUAAUUAUUUUUUACUGUUUUUAUAAAUAAAUGUAAAAUUAUAUUUAGUAUGAAGUAGUUAUUAUAAAAUUCUUUUAAACAAUAUUUAAUAAUGCUUAGAAAUAAAGGAAAAGUGGACAAAGUCACUGCCCCUCUCCUCUCUAGACUCGAACUCGCGAUACCGGGCGAGCUGCUAUCUUCCGGGUUUGAAUGGAAGCGCUUUAUUUUUUAGGGUUCCGAAAGGGAACAAUUAUGGGAUAAUACGUGUGUCUGUCUGUAUGUCUCUCCGUCAGUAUCAUGCUGUGUACACACCAACCCGAUUUUUUAACAAUUAUGGCUUGGAUUAAAGUCCUUUAAGCUAACACCAACCGAACGAACGCGAACGAAGCAUAUUCAGCGUUUGCCUUCGCUUGUUGGUCUUUCGAGAACCAACGAACAUACGACAACCAACACUGAAAAACGUUCGUUGGCGAUCGUUGGCUUGGUGUGUACGCACCUUGAGGGUACAUCCACAUCGACCGAACGAACGCCACGCACGAAGGAUAGCAAAUGCUCUUUGGCAACUGUUCCAGCUCAAACUGAUAUGAUUUUUAAAAUUGCCGCUUUUUUCUACUGACCACGAAAACGAUCUGAUAAACACUUAUAGGAUAAACAUUUCAUCCUACUCUCUGGGGAUCUUGCUUGCCAAUCAAUUUGCUGCAAUUUUCUUAGCGUUUUCACACUAUCCGCAGUACAGGAUUGGGCUGAGUAGAAUGUUUUGAUCAUUAAAACAUAUUGUUCCAGCGUAAAACGAUCCAUAACGAAUUUGCCGUAAUAGUACAUUACGAUACAAGUGCGAAAAAAAAGGAAAUUCGAAAGGAGUGGCGACAAAUUAAAACACGACCGAAGGGAGUGUUUUAAAUCGACACGAAUUACCUAUUCGCACAUGUAUCGUAAAACGUUUUACAGUACAUUUGGCUCUUUAAAUGUUCGACACAGUAACGUAAUAUGCUAAUUUUUGCACUAGUGCAGUAAAGUAGCACCUUAUGUACUGAAAAAUAAGUUUAAUUUUCAAAUUUGCCGCCAUAGCACAUAGGCGACAUAAAAAGUUGUAUACGUCUAACAAGGAAAGGUACCCAACUGUCCGGUUCCGAUUUGAUUUAUAUAUGUUAUAGAGUAGUCUAAAAUAACGGACACGUAUUUUUAUUUAGCUGCCCAAACUCAACCUAUUGGGAGAAAUUGUCCUCCAAAGUACUAAAAAGUUAAGUACUAAAUCUUUUAACUCCUAUAGAAAGUGAUGCUCAAGCAACUUGCUAGUUAAUGGCUUGUUUGAGUAUAUGUUUGAGAACAGGAAAAAAAUGUACACGUGUUUUAUUAUAUCUGCUUAAACUCAAGGUUUCCUAAAUCAAUUUGCGAAUUUCAGUUUUUGCGGUAAUGUUGCGGUAGGCAGGUGUGAACAGGAUGUCGCGUGUCGCAUACACAUACACAUACAUAUAGGUAAUAUUGCUAAAGAUGGUGUCGCCACCACAGACUACGGACCUAGAUAAUUAACUGGAUAGAGUAAACUCAGAAAAAGUGUGUCCACAUGAGAAGUCAAACUAGCGCCUUGCAUAUCGUUCUAAUUAGGGUGACCAUAAGUCAUACUUAUAUGGGAUAUUAGGAUAUGUUGGAAUAUAUAGUUUGGCAAAGUAAGAUCUAGCUUUUCUAACUGAGAGAAUCAUGCUGUCUUUUCCCUAUGCUAUACUAGCAUUUUCCUAUGCUAUGACCAAUGACCAUUUUUGAGUUCGUAACCAUAUAAUAAGUAUACACUUAUUAUAUGGUUAUCGAUACUAGUCAUAAAAAUAUUUUAAGUUUAAAAUAUAGGUGUUACGCAUACAAUGCCCAGACAUGUGUUUGUAAAUGAAUAAAUGUAGGCCGUUGGUGGCCACUGUCGAACUCAAAAAUGGUCAUUGGUCAUGUCGUCUUCUGGCUUCCUUAGUAAUUGUUUAUUGAAGAAGUAUUUUUACCCGACUGCCAAAGGGAGGAGGGUAAUGUUUUUCGAGUGUAUGUAUGUCUGUUUCUUUGUGGCCUCCUGUAGCCUAAAUGGAUUUUGAUGUAUGAGGUAUCGUUAAAUUCGUCUUGAUCACGGGAGUGUCAUAGGAUGGUUUUUUGGGGGUACCUAAAAAGUUAUAAAUGCAGCGCACCCGGGCGAGGCAAACGCGCGCGCCGCCUCGGCCGAGGCACAUCUACACUUGCCGGUUUGUGCGUGAGGAAAUUGCCUCGCGCGUAUGCUCGUUCUGUGUGGACCCGCCUAUUUGGGAUUUAUAUGUUAUUUCUACUCAUAAACAGUCAGUCCAUUACCGUCAUACAAGUCUAUAAAAAUGGUGAUGGAAUGGAAAUUUUUUCCUGUUACGAUCGAAAGUUUGUGAUUCUGAAGCUGCAAAAAUUCAUACCAUGCACAUAUUCAUACUAAUAUAGGGUCCCUUUUAUUUUGCAAAUUGCGGGAUCUUUCUCUUUUACUCUCACUAAAACGUAAUUAGAGUGACAGAGAAAAAUACCCGCAAUUGAUGUACUUCGAUUUUCGCGGUUAUAGCCCUGAAUUAAGUAUGGUGUGUGAAGCGCUUUAGCCGGCAAUUAUUAAAAAUUGCGUGCCAUUUGUUGCAACGUUUGUAGAACCCUUAAUGGAUUUUAACUAUUAUUUAAUUUUGUAUUUUUGUGCUGUGCUGGCUUCCAUGCUUUUAUCUAAUUAGCCCAGCGUAAGAUAUUCGUUCAUAUCACAUUUAGAUUUAGAUUGCUAUCUGUGGUAUCAGCCGUUAAGUUCGAUUUGCAAAAUAUCGUUUAAAAAAAUAUGUAUUACAAGUUCGCUGUCAUUUCAUUUAUAACUUUUCAGUUAUUAAUUUAUUUGCCUGUUAAGUUCCUUAUCAACGUGAUCAUUAUGAGUUUGAGAGACGACGAAUCAUGCAGCGAUGAUGAAGUAUUCUACGGAAAGUUAAGUCUAAAAGAAGUUAAACACAUGUUUAUUAGACACCAAAAUAACAGACAAACUAUAGCCAGUAACGAACACCUUCAGAAUGAUAAUCAUAAUAUGAGCCUAAAACUUAUAUCAACUCACUCGGAACCUGAUAUUACAUCGAAGUAUAAAGGUGAUGCAUCACCAGAAAACAUUCCAAAAUCACUGCCGAACACAACAUUAUCCCCUGACGAACCGAAUUUAUUCGCGAACUGGGAUGUCUCAAACAGUUUCUUAAAUUUAGAAAAAAUUGUAGAAAAAUCAUGUGAUAGCUCAAGUAAGGAGUUUGAUAAUACCCUUGAGGAAAUAGAAUACAUAUUGAAAAAUACACCUAAAGCAGAGAAAAACAAUACAGACAAUAACUAUCACAAAGAAACAGAAUUAGAGGGGAAUCAAAUUCCUAUCCAAGUGAAUAAAGAAAAAGUGACUUUGAAUGCAAAACCCUCAGCUGUAGUAACCCCGAUGAAGCAUUUCCAGAAAGAGAAAGAAGUAUUUGCUACUCCGUCAUCUGUGCUACAUACAAAACCCGCCUUAUGUAGAACACCAGCUAACGCUCCAUUUUUCAAGAAGCCAUCCACAUCCUCAGUAAAAAAAACUCCUGGCAAAAACAAUGCAUUUCAACAUAUUGCUAGUCCUGUGGCAUACUACAUCAACAAUAGCCCACAAAUUCCAUUGAUACGGAAUGUGCACCCUAAGAAAACCUUGCCAGGACUAUCAUCCAUACCAAAGCUUGUGAAGAGUUCUAUAAGCAAGCCAAGUAAUAAAGAGAAUGUCUAUCUUCCUUCUGUUGCAUAUAAAAGUGCAAAGAAAACCACUGUGAUUGAUGUAUCAAAUGCACCCAAGAUGCCACAAAGUCAAUGGGCAAAGAAAUUGACAGAGUCAUUGCCAAGGCCUGCAGUAAUAAAACACAUACACAGAGAAAAAGACUUCUUAAAUAAACAAUUACUAAGGCAGCCAGAAGACAGUUUUGGUGACUUAUCACUCCAUCAAGCUGAUAUAUCGGUUUGUACUAAGAAAGCUGCAUUUUAAGCCUGGGCCUAUUUGUUACAUUGGCAAUAGGUAAUGUUUGACUGACUUAGUAAGUAACUUUAAUUAUUAGUAUUCUUGACUUGUGUAUUGUUAGAAUUGAGAUGAUUUGUUUGAAUAAAAUGUUAUGUCAUUAAA
This is a messenger RNA of Cydia pomonella (codling moth), 5799 nucleotides long. RefSeq lists its product as uncharacterized. The record is from RefSeq and is a predicted model, not a curated record. The transcript has 3 exons. Bases 4474 to 5664 code for a protein of 396 amino acids. Lineage: Eukaryota; Metazoa; Arthropoda; Insecta; Lepidoptera; Tortricidae.